Molecule: messenger RNA, 1548 nt
Organism: Aureobasidium pullulans EXF-150
Lineage: Eukaryota; Fungi; Ascomycota; Dothideomycetes; Dothideales; Saccotheciaceae
Product: NMD3-domain-containing protein
Exons: 2
Coding region: 1-1548 (515 amino acids)
Biological process (GO): ribosomal large subunit export from nucleus
Cellular component (GO): cytoplasm; nucleus
Molecular function (GO): ribosomal large subunit binding
Source: RefSeq, a predicted model, not a curated record
AUGUCGAUGGAUCUCGACUCGGUGUCGAUGGCACCUGCUGCUCAGCGCGAGGUGACCAACGCUACCAUCCUCUGUUGCAACUGUGGCGCUCCCAUUGACGGAACUGUCGCAGCCGGCGCUCUCUGUUACGACUGUAUCAAGCUCACCAUCGACGUCUCGCAAGGCAUCCAAAGAGAAGGAACCCUCCACCAGUGCAGAGAUUGCGACCGUUGGUUGUCUCCUCCCAACCAGUGGCUCGUUGCCCAGCCUGAGUCGCGUGAGCUUCUUGCCCUCUGUCUGCGCAAGCUGCGCGGUCUGAACAAAGUCCGCAUUAUCGACGCCUCCUUCAUCUGGACCGAACCUCACUCUCGUCGUAUCAAGUUGAAGAUCACCAUCCAGCAAGAAGCUUUCCAGGGAACCAUCCUCCAGCAAACCUUCGAAGUCGAGUUCGUUCAGGCCAACCAGCAGUGCCCCGAUUGCCAAAAGAGUUUCACACACAACACAUGGCGCGCCGUCGUCCAGGUCCGCCAAAAGGUCACCCACAAGCGUACUUUCCUCUACCUCGAGCAACUUAUCCUCAAGCACGGUGCUCACCGCGAUGCAAUCAACAUCAAGGAAAUUCACGACGGUAUUGAUUUCUUCUUCUCCGCGAGAAACCACGCAGAGAAGUUUGUGGAUUUCUUGAGCAGUGUCGUACCUAUGAAGAGCAAGAAGUCGCAAGAGCUGAUUUCGAUGAACAUCCACACUUCCGAGAAGACCUACAAGUUCGCUUUCUCUUGCGAGAUUGUGCCCAUCUGUAAAGAUGACUUGGUCGCUCUUCCCAUCAAGCUCGCCAAGCAGAUCGGAAACAUGUUCCCUCUGGCUCUUUGCUACCGUGUUGGUACCGCUGUCAACUUGCUCGACCCUAACACUCUCCAGACCGCCGAGGUCGCUACUCCCAUCUACUGGCGCGCUCCUUUCACUCCCAUCGCAGAUAUUCCCCAGCUUGUCGAGUUCAUUGUCAUGGAUAUUGAGAUAACUGGCCCCACAAAGGGACGUUUCGUUCUCGCCGACUGCACUGUUGCCCGCGCCGCCGAUCUUGGCGUAAACGACACAACAUACUUCUGCCGUACUCACCUCGGUGCUCUUCUGAACCCUGGUGACAGCGUUAUGGGUUACCUUCUCGCAGGAACUCAGUUCAACAACAACGAGUUCGAGGCCAUUGAGCAGAGCAAGACAUACAAGUCCGCCAUUCCCGACGUAAUUCUUGUCAAGAAGCACUACCCUCGUCGCAAGAAGGCUUCCGGCCAAAAGCGAAACUGGAAGCUCAAGCGUAUGGCCAAGGAGGAGAGCGAGAUGGCACCCCGCAAGCAAGACCAGGAGCGCCUCGAGCGCGACUUUGAGCUCUUCUUGCGUGAUGUCGAAGAAGAUGAGGAGCUUCGUCACACCAUGCAAGUCUACAAGGCUCAACAAGAGGCUAACGCCAUGGAGAUGGAGACUGAUGAGGACGAGGAUGAGCAAGGCCCUCAAAUUCCUAUGGACCAACUGCUCGACGAGUUCGAGGAGAUGAACAUGCAAGAUGCCGCAUAA